ACAACUACUUCCUUUAUUGUUUCCCUCUGUUUUCUCCACACUCUCACAGCACUCAAAAGAUUCAUGGAGAAGAUGAUGAGAAAAACCCUUCGUAUAGAAUUCUAAAACAAGUAAGUGAAGUCUUUCAGAAAUGGAUUUUCUCUGCAAGAUUUUCUUCUUCCUUGUUCUCCUCUCGGUUUUAGCUUUUGCAGAAUCUGCUAGUAAUAGUGUGUGUAAUAGUAAAGACCAAGAGUUGGUUUUGAAAGCUUUUAGUUCUGUUUCUGGAUUCAAACCAUCUUCAGUGUUUAAAUCCACUGAUAACAAGUGUAAGAAUCCACCAGUAAAAGAAAUAAAUCUUUCAUCGAGUAAUCUGAGUGGAAUCGUUUCAUGGGGUUUUCUAAGUCACUUAACUCAGUUAGCAUCUAUUGAUCUUUCUAAUAACUCGUUACAAGGCUCUGUUCCUGGUGGGUUCUGGUUGAUUCCGUCUCUGGUUCAUGUUAAUCUCUCAAUGAAUCGGUUUGGUGGGAACGUUGGGUUUGAAUCAGAAAUCAGUUCAUCUUCUUCAUCGAUUCAAGUAUUGAAUUUAUCAAACAACAGGUUUACGAAUUCGUUUCGGUUGUUUGGUUUCACAGAGAUGAAGAGUCUUGAUGUUUCGAAUAAUGAUUUGAGGUUUUUUCCGUCUGGGUUUCAGAGUUUGAAUAAACUUGAAUAUCUUAAUCUCUCCAACUGUAAUAUCUCUGAAAACCCAAAAUAUUCGAUUUCCGAAAUUCAUUCUCUGAAAUCAUUGGAUGUUUCUGUUAACAAAAUGAAUGGUUCUUUUCCUUCUGAUUUCCCUCCUCUUACGAAUCUCAGGUUCUUGAAUAUCUCGUUCAAUCAUUUCGCUCUUCAUUCAAAUCCUUACACUACAAAGUUCGGCAAAUCUUCAUUUAUUCAAGCAGGGAAGAUUAUCAGUACUUCAAAAAAAUCUCCAAUUCCGUCAACAAAAUCAAAAGAAAAACAAAAACCCAUUGUUGCAAACCAAAAUUUACACAAACCCAAAUCGAAAAACAGAGUUUUGAUUCUGAGUAUAGUAAUUGCAGCAGCAGGAAGUGUGGUUUUGAUUGCCAUUACAUCCCUGGUUAUUUGUUUAGUACUGAGAAAGAGGAGAACAGAGAAAAGAAAGAAAUGGGCGAUAUCAAAACCGAUUCAUCCAAACACAGCGAAACUCGAUAAAUCAUCAGGACCAUUUUCAUUUGAAACAGAGUCAAGAACAUGGGUGGCUGACAUCAAAGAACCUUCUUCAGUACCAGUAAUAAUAUUCGAGAAGCCAUUAAUGAAUCUUAGCUUCAUAGAUUUAAUCGCUGCUACAUCAUACUUCGGUAAAGAAUCACUUGUUGCUGAAGGCGGUCAAAAUGGUCCAGUUUAUACCGCUGUUUUACCUGGAGAUAUUCACGUUGCCAUUAGAGUUCUAGAGAAAGUUCAGAGUCUUAAACAUGAUGAAGCUGCUGCUAUGUUUGUUGAUCUAUCCAGAUUGAAACAUCCAAACAUCCUUCCUCUUUCCGGUUACUGUAUUGCAGGAAAAGAGAAAUUGUUGAUAUACGAGUUCAUGCCAAAUGGGGACUUGCACAGGUGGUUACAUGAACUUCCAACAGGGCAGUCCAAUGUGGAAGACUGGAGGAAUGAUUCAUGGCAACAUCCUAAUGAGGGAAGCUCCUCCUCGAGUGCGAUUUUCUCAGCCAAUGAUAUCAAGAUGGGUUGGCGGAUUAGACACCGGAUCGCCAUUGGAAUAGCCCGUGGACUAGCAUACCUGCACCACGGUGGUUCCAAGGCAGUAAUCCAUGGCAAUCUAAAGUCUUCGAAUGUGUUACUCUCGGAUGAUUUCGAACCCAGAAUUGCCGACUUCGGCAUCACAAGAGAAGGAGAAGAGGAAAUGACCGGGACAACCGAAGACGACGUUUACUGUUUCGGUGUAAUCUUGAUGGAACUGUUAACCGGGAAGAUUGUUUGUAAAGAGAUGGUGAAAUGGGUUAGGGGACUGGUUAAAGAAAGGGAAGGCAUACAAGGAUUAGACAAGAGUUUGUUGAUGCUGAGUAGUGAUGAUGACUCGGUGAGUGAGAUGGUUGAGUGUUUACGAGUUGGGUAUCUGUGUACAGCCGAGUUGAGCAAGAAGAGACCUGCAAUGCAGCAAGUUGUGGGUCUGUUGAAAGAUUUGUACAGAGCUUCUGGUAGUAGCAGUACUGUUGUUGACUUGAUUGGUCAUUGAUUUUGACUUUUCAUUAAUCAAUAUAUUUGUCUUGUUAUCCAUUAAGUUAGUUUGUACAUAUUUUGUUUUUCUCA
Papaver somniferum (opium poppy) is the source of this 2295-nucleotide messenger RNA. RefSeq names its product calmodulin-binding receptor kinase CaMRLK-like. Gene Ontology annotation, biological process: protein phosphorylation. Gene Ontology annotation, molecular function: ATP binding; protein binding; protein kinase activity. Lineage: Eukaryota; Viridiplantae; Streptophyta; Magnoliopsida; Ranunculales; Papaveraceae. The record is from RefSeq and is a predicted model, not a curated record. The coding region runs from base 131 to 2221 and encodes 696 amino acids. The transcript is spliced from 2 exons.